This is a messenger RNA of Cryptosporidium ubiquitum, 219 nucleotides long. RefSeq names its product DNA-directed RNA polymerase. The coding region runs from base 1 to 219 and encodes 72 amino acids. Gene Ontology annotation, biological process: transcription by RNA polymerase I; transcription by RNA polymerase II; tRNA transcription by RNA polymerase III. Gene Ontology annotation, molecular function: DNA binding; DNA-directed RNA polymerase activity; zinc ion binding. The transcript is spliced from 2 exons. NCBI's taxonomy places the organism in Eukaryota, Apicomplexa, Conoidasida, Eucoccidiorida, Cryptosporidiidae. The record is from RefSeq and is a predicted model, not a curated record. Gene Ontology annotation, cellular component: RNA polymerase I complex; RNA polymerase III complex; RNA polymerase II, core complex.
AUGAUCAUUCCAGUUAGAUGCUUCACAUGCGGAAAAGUUAUUGGUAAUUUGUGGCAACCAUGGUUGGUUUUGCUGCAGAAUAAUGUUCCUGAAGGGGAGGCGCUUGAUAAGCUUGGACUAAGAAGGUAUUGUUGUAGAAGAAUGAUUCUUACUCAUGCAGACUUGAUUGAAAAGCUUAUGGCAUAUAAUAUCCACGAGAGAAAAACUAUGAUGAAUUAA